Messenger RNA from Candida tropicalis MYA-3404, 1026 nucleotides. RefSeq names its product SAM complex subunit (gene SAM37). The record is from RefSeq and is a predicted model, not a curated record. NCBI's taxonomy places the organism in Eukaryota, Fungi, Ascomycota, Pichiomycetes, Serinales, Debaryomycetaceae. Bases 1 to 1026 code for a protein of 341 amino acids. Gene Ontology annotation, biological process: mitochondrion organization. The transcript has a single exon. Gene Ontology annotation, cellular component: SAM complex.
AUGAUUCAAUUACAUGUAUGGGGUAAAGACAAUGACGUGUCUGUCAUAUCACCAGCAUCUAUUGCAGCAACCUGGUUGUUAAAUUUGACGUUGACUUCACAAGGUGUACCAUUUGAGGUUGUCACUUCCAAUAACACAAAUCUAUCUAGUAUCAAUGAGUUGCCAGUGUUGAUAGUUAGCGAAACUGAAAAGUACAGUGGGUACAAUGAAAUAGUUAGUUAUGUUGAAGAGAAUUUCAAAUCAGAGGAAUAUCUUGGAUCCAAAUCAAUGGAUUCACGACAAAAAUUACUUAACAGAACUUUACAAAACAUGUUGACUUCUAAAAUUCAAUAUAUCAAUCAAUAUAAUCUUUAUUCGAAUACUAAAAACUAUGAAAAAUUUACAAGAAAGCUUUUUGCAUCAUAUUUUCCAUUUCCAAUGAUGUAUAAUCAACCAUCAAAAUAUCACAAUCAAGCACAAGAACAAAUUAAAUUAUUGGGUUUAUCUAAAAAUCAAGUCAGUUUCUUUAAUUUCAUUAGUGGUAGUAAUGAAGAUCUGGAAGUGGCUCAAACGGAAAUAUUUAAUGAUGAAAUUAGUGACGACGAUGAAGAAGACGAUGAAGUUGCUAUUAGUUCCUUGCAUGAAAAGCAAUUACUAAAGAAAUCAAAAACCAAACAAGUUUUGAAAGAAUCAAAGAAUUCCAUGAGAUGUUUGAUAUUAAUCAAUCAUUAUAUCAAUGAGGUGGUUAAAGUAUACGAGAAAAAUGGUGGUGAUAAAGAUGACAACAAACUUGGGUUUAUUUUUGGUAAUUCUCCCAGUUCUAGCGAACUUUUAUUCUACGCUUAUAUUCAAUGUUUAACAAGUGAUAAGUUACCAGAUCGUUUCAUUUAUAAUUAUCUAUUAUUAAAGCAACCAGAAGUUUUAAAGUUUAUUAAUGAAACAACUGAAAAUUAUUCUAGUGAUGUGAAGUUCAGAGAUCCUACUGGAAUAGAAGUUCCAAGUUUAUUUAAUGAAAUUGGAUAUUUGAUAGGUUCAAUCAAAUAUUGA